This is a messenger RNA of Exophiala bonariae, 1593 nucleotides long. RefSeq lists its product as uncharacterized. NCBI's taxonomy places the organism in Eukaryota, Fungi, Ascomycota, Eurotiomycetes, Chaetothyriales, Herpotrichiellaceae. Gene Ontology annotation, cellular component: plasma membrane. Gene Ontology annotation, molecular function: transmembrane transporter activity. The transcript is spliced from 9 exons. Gene Ontology annotation, biological process: transmembrane transport. The coding region runs from base 1 to 1593 and encodes 530 amino acids. The record is from RefSeq and is a predicted model, not a curated record.
AUGACUACCUUCUCCGAGAAGAAUAGCUUCACCCAUGGAAGCCAGAUGUCCAACGUGGAUCCUGGAGUUGAAGAGCAAGAGCUAGCCAUUAGUGACUCAGUGAACAAGACUGAUGCCACGUAUUUGUACAAAGAAAAUACAAAAGGAGAGGUGAUUGAGAAAUACCUUCUCCCAUGUCCGACAGCAGAUCCCGCCGACCCCUUGGUUUGGAGCCAGUGGCGAAAGCAUCUUGCCAUGAUAUCGACAUGCUUCUUUGUCUUCAUGUCACAAUUCGCCAAUGGCUCGAUCACACCACUCAUAGUACCCAUUAUUAUUGAUUUCAACAUCAGUGUAGAUCAGGCUACGCGUCUCAUCACUCUAAAUAUCCUGUUCACAGGUGUCGGCAACUUCUUCUGGAUUCCCCUCGCGCAAAAGAUUGGCAGAAGGCCGACCUUCAUAGGUUGUGCACUUCUAUUCUUUGGCUGUGGUAUCUGGUGUGCAGUGGCCACAACCUAUUCGUCGUUAUUGGGAGGCCGUAUCAUCAUUGGGUUCGCAGCUGCAGCUUGUGAGACACUUGGAGUAGCAAUUGCAUCGGACCUCUACUUCCUCCACGAGCGUGGGUCUAUGGUUAGCCUCUACGCGCGCAAACGCAGCUUCAUGCAAGGAGCAGGACCUGCCCUAGGGUCAGUUUUUGGGGGCCUUGUGGUUAAUGCGACUAAUAAUUGGCGAUGGACAAUGUGGUUGAGCGCUAUCCCGAGCGGAGUUUGCCUGCUUCUUGUAAUCUUUCUCAUCCCAGAAACAAACUUCCGUCGUUCUGUCGAGGCUACUAAAGUAGGCAUGACUUCUACAAAUUUCGCAGAGCUCCGUCGUACUUUGAAAUUGAGUCACAGGAAGGCUCUAGGGGUGACUAGCUGGUACGAUCGGGAAACUUCCCUCUGGACCUUUUUCAUUCGACCAAUCGUUCUCCUGCCUCUUCCAGCCGUAUUGUAUGCUUCCCUGACUUACGGCGUAACUCUGGGGUGGUGUGUCAUUCAAGCAACGGCUAAUGCAACAGCAUUUCCCACACUCUACAAUUCCUCCGCCAUAGGUGUCGGUAAUAUCAAUAUUGGAGCUUUCAUUGGUGGAAUCCUGGGAUGCGUUUAUGGUGGCCCAUGCAGUGAUUUUAUCGUGCGCUGGCUCUCCAUACGCAACAAAGGGCAAUUCGAGCCUGAGUAUCGAUUAUGGUGCAUGAUUGGGCCCUUUAUCUUUGGUCCGAUCGGCCUCAUGCUAUGGGGUGGCGCACUAGGUAGUCAUCUGAGCCUAUACAUGGCCAUUGCAGGCACCGGAAUCACCUAUGCAGUUGUCUGUGCCGUUGCAACGAUUGGCAUCACCUACAUGGUCGAUAGCUACAAGCCUCUGAGCGUCGAUACCAUCACCGUGUUACAGAUUUUCAGGGGUAUUUUUGCCUUUGCGGUCUCUUUCACGGUCACUCCGUGGACCACGAACUCUGGCUAUGUUAAGAUGUCUGGAUAUAUGACUCUCAUUGAAGGAGGUCUCCUUUUAACGACGAUUCCUUUGUACAUGUAUGGGGCUCAAAUUCGGCACUGGACUAUCAAGAAGUUCAAUCUAUAUUGA